This is a messenger RNA of Linnemannia hyalina, 960 nucleotides long. The record is from the annotation of a GenBank genome assembly. NCBI's taxonomy places the organism in Eukaryota, Fungi, Mortierellomycota, Mortierellomycetes, Mortierellales, Mortierellaceae.
AUGGCCACAACAUCAGCAGUCCACAUUCAGGAAUCAACACCCACUGCUUCCUCCAACGAUGAUUCACGGCACAUCUACACCGUCGCCGCCAAGUCCCUCCAAGACUGUGUCGAACUCCUCCAGUCCCUAAAGGCCGCUAUGGCAGUCGAAGCACAGGAAGCACAAGAAGCACAGGAGCAGGAACAACAACGUCUACAGAAACGGACCAACGGCAACGGAACCCACAAGAACGGUGGUGAUAAUUCGACUCCUGUGGGCAAGUCGAUGAGGGACAUCCAUCAUAUGAGUCGGUCCGCCUCGCAGGAAGCUGAACAGGACCCAGACAGCUCGGUCGCCGCAGGAACUAGUCCUGCUCUCUCCAAGCCGCCUCGUGCUGCUUCUUCUCUUCCUCAGGCGAUCACACCCUGCCCACGGUCAGAGAUGUACACCAAACCCUCUGUCCUCGCAUGCCAAGGAACCAUCGGAAAACAUGUCCGCCAUCUCCACGACCAUUACCGUCUCUUACUCGCUACUUUCCCACCUGCCCAGGGUCUAUCUCAGGAUCGUCAAUGGUCAGUGGAUUACGACAAGCGAUCGCGUGAGGUUCCAAUGGAGUCGGACAUUGACUAUGCGAUUGGGGAACUAGAAAGUCUCCAGGUCAGGCUGGAGAGGCAUGUAGCGAGUAUGAAUCUGGACUCAUCCCAAAAGCAUCAUAACGGCACAACAGCAACAACCUCAGAACAGGAUAUCGCCAUGCCCAACGAUCUUCUACAACCUGUGACAUUGUUUGCAACGAUUGAUCCCACCAAAGGACCCGUCAGCUUCCAGUCAACCUUUGGACGAGAGCUCUGGUUCUGUAGUCUACACGCUGUUCACCACUUUGCGAUGAUCAAGGUCAUUUGCGCCGAGUUUGGUAUGCCCUUGACAGAAGGCUUUGGCGUAGCACCCUCAACCCUCAAGAGUAGGAUGCAUAAGCAAUGA